Molecule: messenger RNA, 1109 nt
Organism: Ooceraea biroi (clonal raider ant)
Lineage: Eukaryota; Metazoa; Arthropoda; Insecta; Hymenoptera; Formicidae
Molecular function (GO): sequence-specific DNA binding
Source: RefSeq, a predicted model, not a curated record
AAAUCACUAUGGGAUAAAUGACAGAUGUGCAUAUAUGUAUAUACAUAUACAUAUAGUGCAUAUAAUAUAUAGAUAAUUUACUAUAGAUAUAAAUAAUUGACAUGAGUCUACAUUUUUGACAGUUAAAUAGAAGAUUUAGUUACGGAGGUUAUUUCAAUUUACACCUCAUUGUAUCAACUGGCUGUACAUUAUCUUAAAGUAUGACACGUGUGUGCAUCUGCUGCAAAUAUCGUGUAAAUAAAUACAUGUCAGACGUAUCGCUCUAUAGAUUCCCGAGAAAUGACGACUUGCUGAGAGAGUGGCAGCUCGCGAUCGGCACGGAGAAAGACGUUAACGAAUCCUCGCGAAUAUGUUUACGUCACUUCAAGGAAGACGAUUUUACGUACACCUUGGCCGGAGAGAAACGUUUCCUGAAGCGAGGAGUGGUACCGUCUCUUCAUUUAGACGAAGAAACCGGACGCAAUCAACUCUGUAACAGGCAAAAUGCAACCCCUAAAAAUGAAAACCAGUCAAUUGACAUUGCAGAUGAGCAUAUCGUGGAAGCUGUGGGAGGCGAGUUGUUAAAUAUUACAGAAUCGCAAGUGGAAACUAGGAAAGAUCAUCCGUUGUCGUACAUUAUUGGAAAAAGGAACGAGGCAACCGAAUUAUCCUCGUCACCAGGUCACGACGAGCCAAGGAAAAAGUGUAAGAGAUAUCUAUACGAUGUUCAGUGGGAGGAAAUCUCUACAUCGCCGGUACAAGCUAAAAUUUAUUGGGAAGUGGUGAUCGGGAAAAUUAGGCGGCAGAAAUUGACUCUGAGAACUUUGCGACAAAAAGUCAGGAGAUUAAAAAAGAAAAUUCUAGAAUUGCACGUUCAAAUCAAAGAUGUAACGAAUACCGAUUCACACAGUAAAUCUUGUAAGAAUUAUGUAAGUAAUGUACAAAAUGUAUAGAAAUACGCUUCGUUAUAUGUUAUAUUUUCCGAUUUUGUUUCUACUAAGAGAAUUGUGUAUACUUGUUUCAUUUUACAUACAUAAGUGUAAAAAGGUGCGCGGAGCUAAAAUCACUAUAUCCUAGGGAUAUAUGUAAUUUACUUGAUACUUCGGAAAUAUAUGUUUUAAUAUAUAUCA